Molecule: messenger RNA, 782 nt
Organism: Paralichthys olivaceus (Japanese flounder)
Lineage: Eukaryota; Metazoa; Chordata; Actinopteri; Pleuronectiformes; Paralichthyidae
Product: receptor activity-modifying protein 1
Biological process (GO): cellular response to hormone stimulus; receptor internalization; regulation of G protein-coupled receptor signaling pathway
Cellular component (GO): cell surface; membrane; signaling receptor complex
Molecular function (GO): coreceptor activity
Source: RefSeq, a predicted model, not a curated record
UCUUCCUCAUGAACCCACUCUGCUCUCAGUCGUCAUCGUGAUACCUCAGGUCACUCGCCGCCGUCCACCAUGAUCCUGUACCUGCUCUGUCCUCUUCUAAUCGCUGGUAUUAAAUCACAAACUGUCAACGUGACGGUGGAAGAGCGGAGCAGAGCAGAGAGGAACCAAACCUUCAAUGUCUCCACCGACAUUUUUCCUUCAGAAAACCUGACCGACGUGAUGAGUCGCAUUGAGAAUGAACUGGAAAAUAUCAACCAGACGCUGAUCACAGAGGACAACGAGUCGUUUCAGGACCAGGACAUGUUCCUCCCUCCCGGACGUUGUCAGAAGGACGCGCUGGUCGAAUAUGGUCACAGCAUCUGUGAAGCGAAGUUUCAUAAAGAAAUGCUGUCGAUCGGCUCAGAAAACUGGUGCCAGCUCGACAGCAUCAGCAGUCUGUACAGCGGCCUCACACAUUGUCUGGAGAGCCUGUCGGACAUAACCGGAUGCUUCUACCCAAACCCGGAAACUCAAGACCUCUUCCUCUUCGUACACUCCCGCUACUUCCAGAACUGCACCAAGGAGGAGCUGGUGUUUGAGGACGCGCCUCACUGGGUGGUGAUGGUGCUCACGCUCAUCCCCGUCAGCCUCAUCCCCUUCCUCGUCUACCUGGUGGUCUGGAAGAGCAAAGUCCAAGAGUGAGUCGUGUUCAGACGCCGACUCAGAGAAUCUGCUGUGAGUUUUUACUGAACGGGAACAAUUCAGUGAAACCUGGUUAAAUAAACUAAACAGUUAUUCUUUUA